AUGGCGGGCGGGGGCCAGAGGCGGCCCCGGUCUGCGGGCGCGGCCCCAGCGGGGAGCAGAGUCCGGGGGGAUGCUGUCUCCCCUCCUCCGAGGCGCAGGUCCGAGAGGAUCGCAGGGUCUCCUACCAGGCGUGGUUCUCAGAGGAAACCUUUGGUGGAGAAGAAGAUGGUGGGGAGCCCACUUCCAGCUCUGGCAGUGAAGCGAUCGAUCAUGGUGAAAAAGAUCAUGCCCCGAAAACAGCAGCCUGCUGUUGCUUUGACUGAAGCAGAACAAAUCCCAUGCGUGACUAGUACUGCUUUUACUCCACGGCGCAGCCCUAGGAUCUCCCAGAAUGCAGGAAAGGAAAACUUCCCAGUGGAAAGCAGCGAGGCCAAAGGCUGUGGAAGCACUGAUGCUAACCCAGUCUUAGCAUCAUCUCUCCCUGCCAAUGCCUCAGACCUGGUGGAGAAGGCUGCCCUGUCUACAGUUAGCAUCACUGCAUGUGACUCUCCUCCUCAGGAUGAGAGGGAUGUGCUAAUGUCUAAGAAAGUGCGCCGAUCCUACAGCCGCCUGGAUGCCUCACCCAGCUUGAACAUGUCCACACCCACAUUCGCCCAUGGCCUGCAGAAGAAGUGCUCACUCUUUGGCUUUGAGAAGCUCCUAGUGCCUGAUGCACUAGCAGAUGUGUCUCCAGUGGGUAAGGUUUCCCCUGCCCAGGAGACUCCAGUGGAGCCCGAUGCCUUGGGCUCCACUAAGGAAUGGGACACAAAUAUUCCUGGCAUCUCCUUCCCCAAAGAGAAACGGAAGAAAAGGAGGAUCCCCCAGAUAGAUAAAUCUGAAUUGGAUGAGUGGGCUGCUCAAAUGAAUGCACAGUUUGAAGAAGCAGAGCAGUUUGAUCUUGUUGUGGAAUGAAGCCUCUCCCCCGUAAUCUGCAUUAUUCUUUUGUACAUAGAGCUGAUGUGUUGUUUUUUCAGUCUAAAAAUUAAUAAAAUAGUUCUGUCUG
Gopherus evgoodei (Goodes thornscrub tortoise) is the source of this 982-nucleotide messenger RNA. It is a transcript of the gene CDCA5, whose product is annotated as cell division cycle associated 5. The record is from RefSeq and is a predicted model, not a curated record. NCBI's taxonomy places the organism in Eukaryota, Metazoa, Chordata, Testudines, Testudinidae. The transcript is spliced from 7 exons. The coding region runs from base 1 to 891 and encodes 296 amino acids.